Cryptotermes secundus is the source of this 1542-nucleotide messenger RNA. Its product is annotated as odorant receptor Or2-like. Gene Ontology annotation, biological process: detection of chemical stimulus involved in sensory perception of smell; sensory perception of smell. The transcript is spliced from 5 exons. Gene Ontology annotation, molecular function: olfactory receptor activity; odorant binding. The record is from RefSeq and is a predicted model, not a curated record. Lineage: Eukaryota; Metazoa; Arthropoda; Insecta; Blattodea; Kalotermitidae. Gene Ontology annotation, cellular component: plasma membrane. Bases 1 to 1389 code for a protein of 462 amino acids.
AUGCAGUUCAGAGCUCAACAGCAGGAAAUGGACUCCAAGGAGGAGAAAAUGACAUUGGACGAAGUGGAUCCAAGCAAAAUUUUAUCAUUAAACCUCGGGAUAUUGAAAAUUGGAGGGGUCUGGUGGCGAGAUAUAAGGGGAACCCCUUUGAAACUUUUCUUUUAUCGUUGUUAUGAGAUGUAUGUCAUCUUACUUCACUUGAGUUUCAACAUUACAGUAUAUCUGCAUGCAAUACUUGCCGAAGAGAACGUUGCAGAAUUUAGUGAGAGUCUGCUCGUAUGUGUCUGCCAGGUUCUUCACGGUACCAAGGUAAUUCCUGUCGUGUUACGCAGGAAAAAAAUGACAAGUCUUACAGUGGAUUUGGAAAACAACUUCUACAUCCACGGAAAGAAUUUAAACAACGAAGAGAAAUACAUUAUUAAGAAGGCAAUGCAUCUGGCGAACACAAUCACUUGGCUGUACUUCGGUAGUUUAUGCACGGCCACCUGUGUCAUGAUUCUCACACCACCGACCUUAGCAUUAACGUCAGGACAAGUAAACUCGACCACUCAGCAUGGAUAUAACCUCCUCAUUUGGAAGGCAUGGUUGCCUAUAGACCCAACGAUAUAUCCGUACAACAUAUUAGCCUAUUUCAGUCAGGUAGCAUUGACUUUUCAAGAAGGCUGCUUCAUUAUUGGUGGUUUGAAUGCGUUCUAUCUUGUUCUUAUCAUCUAUACAACUUCUCAGUUCGAACUCUUGAGCUCGUCUCUGAGAAAUGCCACACGGAAUAUAGGACACCAAACUGAAGAGAAUUCAGUCAUUAAUAAAGCCAGCCCAGGAGCUGUGGUUGCGAAGGCUACGCAUGAGACUAACACAAAACAUACGCUUCUAGAGCGCGGCACCAUAGACGAGGCAAUCUGCUUCACUAGGGACGAUGAAAUUCAGGUGUCAACAUAUAUAAAGGAGUGCAUUCAGUAUCACCAGUACCUGCUUCAGUACGCUGAUGACCUGAACACUAUAUUGAGUCCGCUAAUGUUCAUGGAGCUCCUCACUGCAUCGCUGAUUAUGUGUAUGUUGGGAUUCCAACUAAUUCUGAUGCCACCGAAUAUCAAGUUUUUCCAAAUGUUGACUCAUCUCUUCACUGCUGUGUUUGAACUGGGGCUUUUCUGCUGGUUUGGUUCCAGUCUCAUUACAGAGAGCGAAGAGUUGCACAACGCAGCAUAUGAGAGCGGAUGGUACAACAUGUCACCGGACGUGAAGCGGCAAGUACAGAUGAUCAUCAUGCGGGCACAGAAACCUGUCGCCCUCAGAACAGGGCAGUUCGGACUCUUGUCCAUGCCACUGUUUGCAGAGCUAAUGAAAGCGUCCUAUACAUACUUGACCAUGCUGAAACAACUCCAAGAAGGAUAAAGGAAAGCUGAUACCUGAGAGCAGUAUAUAUUACAAUGGCUCCUAACAUUUUCAGUUUCUUGAGUACCAGGACUUCAUUCUGCUCCUCUACGGUAAACUUGAGAAAAUCUUAAUUUCUUGUCACUAAUCAAUCUAGGAACAACAUCAGUAAUG